GGAAACUCUGAUCUGUCAGCCCAGCAGAGGGAAAGGGGGGAGAGGCGAGAGAGGAGAAAAAAAAAGCAGCUGGAAAGACAAUCUGCUUCAUCUGACUCGUCAUCAUUCCAGGAUAGUGGUCUCCUUGGGGCUCUCUCCUAACAUUGAUAUGGUACAGAAGAUUUAAAAUCAGCUGAUGUUCACAAGGAAUAGAGUCACGUGAUGUAUGAAGGCAAACACAUACACUUCUCUGAGGUUGACAAUAAGCCCUUGUGCUCCUAUAGCCCCAAACUGUGCAAGCAGAGGCGACUUAACGGCUACGCCUUCUGUAUCAGACACGUUCUGGAGGACAAGACUGCCCCCUUCAAGCAAUGUGAAUAUGUGGCCAAGUAUAACAGCCAACGCUGCACCAACCCUAUCCCCAAAUCUGAGGACCGUAGGUACUGCAACAGCCACCUACAGGUACUUGGCUUUAUACCUAAAAAGGAGAGGAAGAAAAAGAAUGAUCCAAUAGAGGAAGUGAAGGUCAGGCACCAGAUGGAUGCUAUGGCCUUCAGUCUGACCGUGCCCACACUGGCCUUGAAGAUGUCCAAUGGACUGGAUGGGAUGUCCCUCUCUCCACCAGGGGCUAGGCUUCCUCUCCACUACCUGGAAGCAGAACUAGAAGAUCCCUUUGCUUUCAAUGAGGAGGAGGAUGACUUAAAGAAAGGGGCAACAGUGAGGAAAAAGUUGCAGAGCAAGUUGGCCCAAAACCGGCAGCGCCAGAGAGAAACAGAGAUUUUAAAAGUUCACCAAGAGCACUUUAGCCCCCUUCCUGCACCUUUGCAGCAGCAGCCACUGCAGCAGCAGCAGCACUCCCAUCUGCCACCUUUAUCAACUUCUUUAAAGCCUACAGGGCUACCGCAGGGCUUAGUCUGCAAGUCACCUCAACCUCAGAACACCAGCCUACCAAUGCAGGGAGUGGCACCCACCACACACACUAUAGCACAAGCAAGGCAGAUGUCUAACAAGAGACCCCUGCCUCUCCUGCCACCCACCAGGGCUCCUGUCAUGGACCCACCAAGGACUGAUCGGGUCCUCAUGAAAGCCACAGCCUUCUCUCCUCACUCAUCCUGCAUGAGCCGGCUACAGAGACUGGUGAAACUGUGCACUCGAAAACAGCAGCUGGAAACUGAUCUGUUUCCACAUUUAGGGCUGGACUGGUCUGAAGACAGUGGAGAAGAGUUGGAGGAUUCAGAGCAAACUUCACCAUACCAGGUUGCGUGGUCUAUACGGGAAACUCUCAGAUAUGAAAGACAUGAGUCAGAUGAUGAUGAUGCAGAUAGCAGGAGUUCCAGGGUGACCCAACUUUGCACUUACUUUCAGCAGAAAUAUAAGCACCUCUGCCGCCUGGAGCGGGCAGAAUCUCGUCAGAAGAAAUGCCGGCAUACGCUCCGGAAAGCUUUGCUGCAUGCGGCCAGCAGAGAGCCGGAAUGUGCUGGGCAACUGAUACAGGAACUCCGAAGAGCUACAUGCACUUGGACCAGCACAAGCCAAGCCAAGCAGAGAGAUGCAGAACCAACAACAUGUUGUGGAACUGUGAAGGGUGAACAGUGCACUAACAAGGCCCUUCCAUUCACCAGGCAUUGUUUUCAACAUAUCCUAUUGAACCAUUCUCAGCAGCUCUUCUCAAGUUGCACAGCCAAGUUUGCAGAUGGGCAGCAGUGUUCCGUGCCAGUUUUUGACAUUACACAUCAGACACCUCUGUGUGAAGAACAUGCCAAAAAAAUGGAUAAUUUCUUGAGAGGGGACAGCUCCCGUAAAGUUCAGCACCAGCAGCAGAGGAAACCCAGGAAAAAAACGAAGCCACCUGCACUUACCAAAAAACACAAGAAGAAAAGAAGGAGGGGACCACGUAGGCCCCAGAAACCUAUUCCUCCUGCAGUGCCCCAAGGGAACCUCAGCAUGCCCACCAGCAUCUCACUGCCAGUGGAGAUCUCCCACAUACGGAGCCCCUCCACGCCGGAGUUGAGUACAGAUGAGCUGCCCGAUGACAUCGCCAAUGAAAUCACAGACAUUCCACAUGACUUGGAAUUGAAUCAGGAGGACUUUUCUGAUGUCCUACCACGGCUGCCUGAUGACUUGCAAGAUUUUGAUUUCUUUGAAGGUAAAAAUGGAGACCUCCUUCCUACUACCGAAGAGGCGGAGGAACUGGAACGGGCUCUGCAGGCUGUAACUUCUCUUGAGUGCCUGAGUACCAUUGGAGUACUUACACAAACAGACGGUGUGCCAGUUCAGGAGCUAUCAGAUAGAGGGAUAGGGGUGUUCACCACAGGUGCUGGAGCUCCAGGAAUGCAGUCCUUGAGCAGAGAGGUUAACACGGACCUGGGGGAGCUGUUGAAUGGGCGUAUAGUACAUGAUAAUUUCUCCAGUCUGGAGCUGGAUGAGAACUUGCUCCGUUCUGCUACCUUGUCUAACCCACCUACGCCCCUGGCAGGGCAGAUCCAGGGGCAAUUCUCUGCCCCAGCCAACGUCGGCCUUACUUCUGCCACUCUGAUAAGCCAGAGUGGACUUGGGGAGAGAGCCUUCCCAGGACAGUUUCAUGGACUUCAUGAUGGCAGCCAUGCCUCCCAGAGGCCACACUCUGCCCAGCUGCUGAGCAAGGCAGAUGACCUAAUCACCUCACGACAGCAAUACAGCAGUGACCAUUCGCACUCCUCACCCCAUGGAAGCCAUUACGAUAGUGAGCAUGUGCCGUCUCCCUACAGCGACCAUAUCACAUCCCCCCAUGCCACAUCCUAUUCUGGUGAUAACUUGGCAGCUACCUUCUCAGCAGAGAUGCCCAUUAUGGCACAGCACUUGCUCCCACCGCAGCUGGAGGUGCCACUUAGCGGGGUGGUGAACCCCAGAACUCACUGGGGAAAUCUCCCUGUCAAUCUUGGCGACCCCUCUCCGUUUAGCAACCUUCUUGGUGCCGAUGGACACCUUCUUUCCACCUCCCUGUCCACACCACCUACCACCUCGCACUCAGAGACCACACAGCCUGCCUUCGCCACUGUGACCCCCAACAGCUCCAGUGUGCUUCCGGGGUUACCGCAGACCAGUUUUAGUGGCAUGGGUCCUGCCUCUGCUGAACUAAUGGCCUCCACUUCCCCCAAACAGCAACUCCCUCAGUUCAGCGCAGCCUUUGGCCAUCAGCUGAGCUCCCACAGUGGCAUUCCUAAGGACCUGCAGCCCAGCCACAGUUCCAUAGCUCCUCCCACAGGCUUCACAGUAACAGGUGCCACAGCUACGAGUACCAAUAAUGCAUCUGCUCCCUUCACCACCUCUGACUGAGCUGAUUGGUCUGUAUUUGCAGGCAGAUGGGGACCCUGUGUUUUCUAUCUUCUUUUCCCUUUUUAUUGUCCUCCCCUUCCUCGGAAGAGGAUGUUUUGUUUUGUUUUGUUUUUUUUAAAAAGAGGGGGUUAAAAAUAAACCUCCUGCUUCCGUACAGACCAGGGUGGCCCCUCCGUGAACCUUGCUCUAGUGUUCACAUGUGCUGUUUAUGCACUGGUGCUCAUUUAUUACUGGCAGGUUCACCAUACCCCAAAAAUGUCCUUAAGGAUACAGCACAGUUACUGGAUGUAGUUGACCUUAGCAGUAAGACCUAGAAAUGGGACGAUACCUCAAAUUACCAAUGCACGUUACUGUUUCCUAGGGUUCAGAUCAGUGCUUUCCAUCCCAUUAGCAUGUCACGUAGGAAGUUUUUAUAGUGGGGGAAAAGUCUCUUGGUUUAAAAAAAAAUAAAUAAAAAAGGUAGCAUCUGGGCAUGGAAAGUUGGCUCCACACUUGGGUUUGGUAAUGGUUCACCGAAGCACUCAAGACCAUGGUUCAAUUAUUCAUUUGACUACUCCUUAAAAAUAGUCUUUUGACCUCCUCUGUGGGCGUGUGUGUGUUUGGGGGAGCAGCAGUUCCUUGUCAUCUGCUGCUGAGACAACAGUAAUUGUGUCCCCUUCUGAAAUGGGUCACUGUUCCUACUGAAUGUUGAUUUAUUUUCAUUAUUUUAGGUUCAUUGAGCAGAGAGGCAAUGACUAGGGCAAAUAGGUUUUACCUGUUUGCCCAGGGCGCUGAGGGUUGUUGCUGUUUCAAAGGUUAGCCCAGGGAGAAAAGACAAGAAAAUAGAAAGAUUGGAAUAAAUAAUGGUCUAGUCAAGACUCAUGCAGAAAUUCCCACCAGUGCUGAAUUACUGUGGCGUUGUAGUGUUGAUGAUUUGCUUUGUGGCUUUGUCCAGAACUCUGCAUAGAAGGUGUUUCGUAGCUGAAACUGGAAGAAUUCUAUUGGUAUGUAUCCGUACGUUACCCAUUCAAACAAAUCUACGUUAGGCCCCUUUGGUAAUUUUAAAAUUACUGAACUUCUCAAACUAUCUGUUGCUGCUGAGACUCUUUCUAUAAUAGUUGUGAUUUUGUACCAGGAGCCAUAUGGUUUUUGAGACACUUGUGAGACUGAUGCUCUGGAUGUGAAGUUGAAUGUAUGUGGGAACCAGCGGGUACAUAUUUGUGGUUACCACUAACCAAAACCAAACUUACUUAAGCAAAAUAGGGAAAUUCCUUCUAUCCACAACACCUUGUUGCUUUUAUUGCCUGUUUGCUGAAAAUGGUUUUAAGUCUCCUUGGUCAUAAUGUCAGCUCCUUAUAAAGGCAGUGGAUUCCUCUUAUAUCUGUUUCUUCCCUAAAGGAGAAUAACAAAAUCACAAGGAGUUUGCUUGAAUUAUUUAAUCUCCCUGUUCUCCCUUCCCUCCCUGUCCCAAAAAAGGGAAUGUGCUUGAGAAAAUUGUGACUUUAUAAGGCUCUAACUAGCCACUAUGUGAAAGUAAUUCCUACCUGAUGGCUAUAAAAAGUCUCCAUUGUUUGGUUUGCUUCUAAGAUGCAUAUGAGAGAAGAUGAAAAAGCAAAGCAAAUCUUUCUCUCCUCAUGUUGAAGGCAGUUUCAUUAUGAGGGUUAAUAAUUUCUUUGAGCAAGGGAUUAUUCAGCUGAGUUCAGUUAUUCCCUGGUAUGUGGAGAGUAAUGUAUCUUCCCUCAAUAUAUGUAUUCUGUUUAUGUGAGUGAUGAUGGGGCCCAAACCCUCUGCUCCCAGACUUCUGAGGGUAGGGAUUGAGAUCUGGAUCCAAACUUCUUGGGUGCAGCCCAUCUCGGGUGUAUAUCCCACUAGUUAUAGCCAUUCCCUUCUUUUUAAAAGCUUUGUCCUUUUUUAAUUAUAAAGGAAUAAGCCCUUUGGGUACAUCCCUUGCUGAAAUUACAAGCAUAUGUGGGUGGAGGGGGAAACAUUUAUUUUCAGGUUUUUGAUAUUGGGAAAUCCUUAUUCCCAAACUUGGUAAAACAGGGCUUAAUAUUCUAAUAAAUCCCAGUGUUCUUAAGUGUGGUCUAAAUUUGUCUGUAACUGAUUUAAACGUUUUCAAAUCGUGUCAUAAAUUGAAAUGAGGCUUAACAAAACCUCACUAUAUUGUCCCACUGAUUGAGGAAUGCCCACUGAUAUUGUGAAAUGAGGAAGAGCUGAUAGGGCUUUAUAUAUUCUGUUCUCUUCCCUUCCCCCAUGUUUGUGAGGAGACAAAUGUUUGAUUUGCAUUAUUUUCCAUUGUGUUAAUAUACCUUCUUUAGUGUAUUGAGAUGAUUGAUUGAAAAAGAAGGGUGAACUAGUUUGCCAAAUGGGUAAAUGAUCAAUUGUUAAAUCUGCCAGUAUUAAAUGUCAUGUGACUGUAUGUUCUACAGAUUAGUUUGAGGAUUUUGAUUAUUGAAAUAUUUCUCGUGCUCAUCAAAAUUUGUAAUGGAACAGCAGCCUGUUCUCAUCUUCCCACACGUUCAUCACUUCCCUUUACCUACCAGUAGAGAAAACGCUUGGGCCCAAUUUCUGUUCUCAGUUACAGCCGUGUAAAUCAUGAAGUAAUUCUCUUAGCCAGAUGAGUUACUAUGGAUUUACACCGAUGUAACUCAGAACAGAAUCUGGCUCUUAAUCUGAUCAUUUAUUUAGGCUGGGAUUUUCCAAGAUGCCCAAGAGAAUGUAGGUGCAUAAUUCCCAUUUGAAAUCAGAUUCCCAUAAGGCAACUUCAGAAGUCUCACCCUUUAGAUCUCAGCUUUAUGGAUCUGUGGGGGAUUUUUUGUAAACAUUGGCUGCAUAACAUUUUUCAUGAGAAGAUUGAGUUUGCAAAAACUGCACUACUUUAAAAAAGUUUUCUAUUUGACAUGCAUUAGAAAAGGAAUCCCUAUCUACUUUCCAGUACAGAGCUUUGAAAUGGUCCAGAUUGUUGCCAGAUGCAGGUUCACCUCAUCUAAUGGAAGUAUAACUAAUUUAAUGAAGUUGCAUCCUAGUAAGUAGUUCUGAUUUUAGGUCCUAAAUCUGCAGUGAGCCCCACGCAGGUGGAUCCCUAUACCCACACAAAGCCCACUGACUUCACCUGCAUAGAGAUCAGUGCAGGAUCAGCACCAUAGUGUUGUGGGAAGAGUAGUGGAGCCAAGGACAAGGGGUUAUGCAGCCAGACACUUGGCUUCUCUCCCGCCAGGAAAUACGUUUGCUCCAUAUGGGAUUUGUCUUGGUUCUUACGGCUGCCAUUGAUACGGUUCUCAUUCAUCCUGCCUUGAAAAGGGUGCAUCUCCUGUAAUACAGCAAUUAGCACUAAUUACCCUUUCACCAAAGAGUCAGUGUAGCAAUUCCAAUCCAUUUGUUGAAAUGAUCAGUAUCCGCUGUGCUACUUAUACAUGAAAUGAAUAGAAUAAACCUAGUUUAGUAACUAAAAAUUAUGUUCUUUCUAUAAAUUUGGGGUUUUAAAGAAUUAGAAGGCAUUUGACAGAGAAGUUUAGAAGCAAUAAUGUCCGUUUGGGUAGUAAUGUCAGGUGAUUUUUAGCACAGAGGCCUAAGAAUUGGCGGAGAUUACACUCUUGACAAAGAUUAGCUUUGCUUGGACAGUUUAUGGAGGCCAAUGAGGGACAGCAUGAUACUGGCCUGGUUUAUAAAGCAGUUACACUUAAUAUAUAUAUUCCAUAUUGUGAGAAUUUCCCUUGACCAUUCAGUUUUAGUCAAAUUUAACACUGGUGCAAGCGGACUCAGCUCCCAUUGGCUGUUUAAUGGGAAAGGAAGGGUGAAAUGAAAGGCUGGUCCAUUGGCUCUACUAAUUGCUAUAUUAUGAGAAGCACCUUUGAAUAUCAUCCACCUUUCGUUUGGUCAAGACGUUUGUUUGUUUCCUUGCCUCUGCUGAUUGCCCUUAUGUAUUUGCACAUCUUAACAAUGAACAUUUGUUCAAAAAUAACUUACUGCAGUUCUGCUUAACCUACUGAGUGCCAGACUAUGCAAUAGAAGGACUUUCCAGUUUCAUGUCAUAGGUUAGUGAAACAAAGGACUGUUUUCUUGAGCAAUUUAAGGUUCUCAUUUGGUAAGCAUUUCUAGGGUCCCUCCUUGAGAAGCUUGUAAUCUGCCAGCAAACAUUGGAGAUGAGAUUGCAAGCGCAAAUGCAAGAGAAAUAUUUUUGCUGUCAGGAAUGUGUGUUUGUUCUUCAGUGGGAGUGGGCAGAGGAAGCUAACUUUUAAAAAAAUAGUAGCUUCAUUGAAAGCUAUAUUCUUGACUUCAUGAAUUGCUUUCAUUGGCGAUCAUGAUCCUAACAUUUAGACAUUGAGAGGUCAGAUUCUCAGCUGGUGUAAAUAAGCAUGGCUGUAUCAGCUUCAUUGAAGCUGUGCUAAUUUACCAGAGCUCAAGCUCUGGCUGCGAGAGUCUCACCAGGAACACAGAACAGAAUUGAGUUUGUUAAAGCUUUCUCUGACCGCUGAAUUACCCUGUUGGAAAACUAAGUUCACCAAGUAAGAGGAAAAUGAGUCCUUGGAGAGUAUGCCUUCACUUCAAAAUUAGCCCAGGCGUCCUAGUCUGGGCACCUGUGUUAGGCCUGGUCCACACUAACCCCCCACUUCGAACUAAGGUACGCAAAUUCAGCUACGUUAAUAACGUAGCUGAAUUCGAAGUACCUUAGUUCGAACUUACCGCGGGUCCAGACGCGGCAGGCAGGCUCCCCCCGUCGAUGCCGCGUACUCCUCUCGCCGAGCUGGAGUACCGGCGUCGGUGGCGAGCACUUCCAGGAUCGAUUCAGGAUCGAUUUAUGGUGUCUAGACAAGACGCGAUAAAUCGAUCCCAGAAGAUCGAUUGCUUACUGCCGGACCCGGAGGUAAGUGUAGACCUACCCUUAGUGUAGACCGGGUGUGAGCAGACAGACAAGUGAAGACAUACACUGAGAUGGGUGGGUGUGUCUAGCUUAAUUUUCCUCUUCAGCAGUUGCUUUUAUCAAAGGGCUUGUUUCUCUUCUUGCCAGUGAAGGAGCCUUUAACGCAGCCCCAAGGCAAACUGAAAUAGCCCAGAUCAGAUGUGGACCCAGAAUUCCAAGCCCCAUGUUGGUGGAAGCAUAUUUAACUGAAAGAAUAGAUUCAAGUUGCUGUGCCCUCAGAACCUUCUCAUAAGGCCCUUUGACUUAGGCUGGGAGCGGACGAGUCGUCUGGGCUGUUCCUCUUGCCUCCUUACAUUUCAUCCCCUCUUUCCCACUCUCUUCGCCAUCUUUUUUCACGCUCCUCCACCACCCCGGCACAAAAAUUGCCAAUCCUUUAAAAUCCUGUAUGAUUGAUAAAGAGCAAAUACUCCGAUUGUUUAAAAAAAGGAUUAGGAGAGGUUCCUGCAAGUCAUAAUAUAAGUUUGGAAGCCAGAGCUACAGUGCAAUAGAAUAUUGAGUAAGAAUUCACAGAAUAUGGCGUAAAAUGAAAAUACCAUGUGGUAUCACAUGGCAUUACCAGUACAUUGUGAGCUAGGUGCUGAGACUAUAACUGUAGUCGCAACUGAGAGAGAGAGCUCUGUAUGUCAGGAACAUUACUUGGAAUCUUUUUCUUCCCAUAAGUUCCUUUUAUUUUAAAGGAAGUUGCCAGUAGAAAAUUACCUGGAAAAACUUAUGGAAUUAGCCUUAUCUAAAAAACAAAGUUGAUAAAAUACCCUCAAGAAGAACCCCACUAAAAUACGAUUAUGACAAUGGGAAAACAAAAUUCAGAUUCAUUAGGAUUUAACCCAGGUCUUUCAAAAUUAGUUCAGGAAGGACUUUGGCUCUAUCAGAAGGUAAAAAACAGUAGUAAAAUAUACUGUUUGUGUGAACUAACAGAGGUUGGGGUAGAAAAAAGCUACUCAUUAACAGAAGAAAGCAAACUGCAACCACAUAUCAAAAGGCAAUUCUGUGAUCACUGAUGGUUGGGUCUAUAUGGGAAAAAUGACUGGAUCCUUAGGAGUUUUUUCUAAGAAAGUCUGUAACUCUGUUGGCUGUGUCAUGAUUCAGUUACCUCUCUUGUUUUCCCCCCACCUUAUUGUGGUUUUUCAUGUGCUAGUUUUCCAAUUAUCCUGGAACAAGGAUAUGUAGUGGAAGCAUGAAAGAAGGAAACAGACUUUGAAUUGCAGUUUGGAGAUGGCAUUUGGAAGUUUUCCUGUUUUUUCUAGGUAGCCUGAAGUCUUGAGUCGGCACAUUUUUUUUUUUUUUUUUUGUCUUCCAUAGCUCAUAGAAUUCAAUUUGAAAACAAAUAGGAUAAAAAAAUAGGCUUUUGAGUCUUAAAACUGUAUAUAUUCAGUGUAGAAAAGUGCAUUCUUCAUUCCCCCUCCCCUCCCUGGUCCCCAAAACACACACACGACCACACACACACAAAUUGUAUGUGUGUAAAUUGGAUACAGAUGUUGAACUUGGUCUAGUAAAACUAACGUGUUUCCCACCUUCAGUCCCCACUGAAGUCAACUCUAGAUAGGUAAUGCUCCCAAAUCUCUCCUGCAAAACUUUAACUGUGAUGCAGAUGGCUCUAAUGCAGCUGACUGCUACACCAUUGCUUAUACUUCGGAGUAGACUGAUUUACCCUGAAAUGACUCUAACCUGCGUCUUAAAAAGUACAAUUGAUUCCAGUGGAAAUAGAUCCAUUCUGAAGUGAUGGACAGUUUGGUUCUCAUACAAAGUAUCUACAUCUAUUUAGAAGGGGUUGAACCAGUUUCUCUGGACAGUGAUUAUUUUCACUGUACAGUUUUGGGUAUGUCUCAGGGAUUCCUUGUGGAAAUAAGGGCAGUUAACAUAAAAAGUAAAUAGUUUUAAAAGUAAAUAAUAAUUUAAGGUAGAGCUUCAUCUAAAUAAGAGCGCAAGAAAGAGAAAUUUUGUUGAGUUUUGUAGUCCACGGUGUCUGGCUUAGGGACUUUUUCUCUUCUCGGGGUGCUCAUCUCAAAUUCAACAUACAGAAUCUUUUUCCAUCACGCUCAGCUUUAAACUUUUAUUUAAAGAUACCCUUCCCCCAAUGAGCUUUCAGAAUACUUAUUGUAGAUUUUAAGAGAAAAGGUAUAUUAAUUUAUGCUAUUAACAUCACCUCAUAAAUUAUAAGUUUUAUACUAAAGCUGUAUUGAGUGUAAUGAAUUAUGUUGCAUAUGUGUUUUUAAUAGCUAUAAAAUUAUAUACAAGCUUUUUUGGAAAAACAAAAACUAGUAAAGCACCUUUUUACACUGGGUCUUUGCCGUGUCAAGGUCUACAGCUAUUCUUUGCUACCUUGCAGAUAUAUAAAAAUAAAAUGGUAACCCACAUCAACAAAACAUAGAUCUCUUGUUAACCCGUCCCUAUAUUACUGCUUCUCUAACUUUUUCUCUUUUUUUUGGCUACAUUCUGCAAUAAUUUAUCUGUGGUUUGUACCAGUAAUGGUUAGAUGUUUAGUUACAGGGUAAAUAGAUCAAAUUAAAAAUCCAACUACUGAAGCUGGAAGUUGUGAACCAAGUUUGUAAGAACUUUUUUUUUUUUUUUAAUGUAUUUGUUUCCAGUUAUGCGAGUUGGAAUUUGACAAGACAGAACAUUAAAUCUCGGAAUCCACAGUGUCUUAUUCAGGAACUUUCCCCCCUCCUUUCCUUACAAAGGAAUUCCCACUGUGACUUAUAAAUAGAAUUAGACUGCUUGUGUGCAUGUAUGUAUUAUAUACACACACAAAAAUAUGCAUUUUAGGGGGGUUGUAUGUGUGAUAUGAAUGUGUAUACUGUACGUAGCUCAUAGUUUUUGUAAAGAGAAAAGUAGUUGAGAGGUGAUGGAAUGUACUUGUAGAAAUGUGAUUAUUUAGUAGGGGGUUACUCUGUCCUCACUAUUGUAAAAAUAACCAAACUCUCUCUGCUACAUAGUCUUCUGUUAUAAGGCUAACUCUGAUAUCAUGUUGAUUUUAUUCUUUUUAAUUGAAUUGUAUUGAGCCCUGUUAAAAUGUCACGAAAAUCCCAGGCUCCCAAGACAGCCUUAAAAAAGGGGGGUGAGUUGUAUUCUUAAAGAAAAUUUUGAAAUGAGAAGAUUUAUAUUUAGGGUGGUGAGAUAUAGGAAUUAAUGUCCAUUUUCAAGUUAAUACCAGAAUCUCCCAUACUCUGACUUGGAAUAUGUUGUCAAUCAGUCGUCCUUGUGUUUUCAGGUUAAAAAAUAUUGAGAUGGGUGAUUUUUGAACCAGUUUCCAUUCUCUUUAAAGGGUUUCAUUUUUAAAGUUAUCUGAUUUGUUUUCCUAAAGGGGUCUAUGUAUUUUAAUUGUAACCAAAACUUUGUUGCUGGGGACUUACAAAUGUAUACAAACAAAAUUUACUUCCAAUCCUGAGAGUUUCGUUUGUGCUGUGAAUUCUAAACUGAAUUAUGAGCAUUUUAAAUUUAUUCAUAAUUUGAGAGGGAAAUGAUGUAUCUGUAUGGGAGUUCUUACCUGAGAGACAUAGGAAACCCCAAACAUUCCUACUUAUUCUCCUUCUCAUCCUGAUAUCCAUCAUUCUACCAUCCAGGCUGGAGAGAGUAAAAUCCUAAAUGAUGCAUGUUCUGUUGCUGUUAGUUUGAAUCAUGAAAAUUCUGAAACUUUAAAAAUCUGUUUAUUAAAACAGAGCUUCCAGUAUUACAGAUACUUCUAAUUGGGGGUGGGGGGGGGACAACUUUUUUCCUUAAAAAAUAGUUGCAAAUCCAGACCUUUUUUAUGUUGUUGAACUAGGUUUUUUUUUACAUCCCCAGACUUUCAAAUAUGUUUAUAUGUAUUUUUUUAAAUGAUGCUAAUUCUUGUACAGACACCUAUAAAUGAAGGGCAGGGAGGUGGAAGUUGUCUGAGGCCUUUUCCUCCCAUUAGUUGAUCAUAAUGGGAGUUACCAGCAUAAACAAUUUUAUGCAUUUAUGGGGAAGAAUAGAGCCCUCUUGUGUAUACCUGUAUAGAGAGAGAGAUAUGAGAUCUGGGUAGCACUUUGCUGAACUUGGAAUUGCCCUCAUGAUGUACAGUACAUACAUAUGAAUGCACCAGAUCUAAAUCUAUAUAUACAUACAUGAAAUGUACAUACAUAUCUCAUACACACAAUACGUAUUAUGUGUGUGUGAGCGAGAUCCAGAUAUGUAUAAUAUCCACAAAAUGCCUGUUUAACAAUUAAGCAACUGUCACAAAUGAAGUUGUUAGUUCCAGUGAGGAAUUUGGAUGGCAUAAAUCGCUAUGACUUCAGUGUUGUAACUAUUGAUCUUGUUACCUGAACCCUCAAAAUGGAAUUUCCUGGUACAUUUUUGCUUAUGUUUAUACUAUAUUAAUGUUUUGUGAGGCCUCUUCCAAUACCCACCUCUUAUGCUGCUCUACACCAUUACCUUCAUCCCAACUAAUCUUCUACCCCAGCAUUUCAAAAUCAAACUUCCAUCAGCAGUCCGCUUUAGAGCCUGAUCCAGCUCUCAUUGUACUCAAUAGAAAGAUUCUGAUUGACUGCAGUGACAGCUGAAUCAGGCCCUGCGCGCGCGCACACACUGUUCUCCUGAUUGUUCAUGUAAAUCCAGAAUUUCAAUGUGACUGUGGUCAUUUUCUUUUGCGAUGUGAACUGAAAUACUUUUUGAAAACGAUAUACAAAGCUGUUCAGUGUCAAAGAAUGUUAAGUCAAAUGCAUGUUGAGUUAAAAAUUCAGAAUUGUAAUACAAAAUAGUGAAAAAUCAAGCCUCCCUUUUACCUGACAAAAGGAGAGUUCUACGUUCUGAAUCCACAGAUGCUUAAAGCAAUGCUGAGAAUGCAGCUUUGUUCUAGGCAUUGGUGAUUUCAUCAAAUGUCUCGAGAAAUGCGGAUCUCUAAAUUCAACCUUAGAGACUUCAAAAAAUAAAUCACAGUUACCCUUUAGGAUAUUUGAAUUAAUAUCUUCAGUCUACUCAUGUAUUAAAUGAUUUGGCUUUUUCAACGAGUUUUUUGUAUUUCUUGUUUUAAAACAGUAUUUUAGUUCACCUUUUAAAGCUAAAUCUGGAUUCAAUAACCUUUUAACAGAAAGUGACAGUUAAAAGUCUGCUCCUGGCUAACCAGUAUUUUAGUUUUUCCAAUUCUGUUUUCAAAUCUUAUUGCUUUCAAUAUUUUUAAUAUUUAUUUUGUCACAAUUCAGCUAUGGAAUUUUGUCUUACAGGCAAUUCCGUAGGAAAAUGUAACCUUAUGGUAAUGUUCCAUCUGCGCUUUCACAUGAAGACUUCUGUAAUACAUAUGUUGGGGCGUGUGUAUGGGUAUAUCUGUGUGCUGAGUGUGUGUGUGUGUGUGUGUGUGUGUAUAUAUAUAUAUAUAUAUAUAUAUAUAUAUAUAUAUACACACACAUAUAUUACACACAGUAUUUCAAUUUACAUAAACGUGGAGAACACAUUCGUGGGUUCCUGAUAUAUACUCAUGCAUAUGUGUAUUAAACAUGUAUAUAGAGUGUAGAUAUACUGCAUAUACACAUGUAUAUGUGUGAAUUUUGGUUGCCAAUUUUUUUUUACCUUUAGCAAAAUGCUGUCCCUUAUGGAAUACUUUCACUGAAACUGCAUUUAUAUAUAAUGAACGGAAAAUAAUCAUCAAAAUUUUAUUUAAAAAGGAGACUCUUAAUUAUCCAAAGUCAUUUGAAUAGUCUUUUAACUAGAAGGAGAUUGUUGUAAAAAAAAAAAAAAAACUAAGUCACUAGUUUUUAUGGUUUUUCUUUUUGGUUUUUCUGAAGCCAAGGCAUACGGUAAUUAGGGUUUUUUUCUUUCUGUUCAACUAAACGACUAAACACUCACAUUUUCCUUGAAAUGUUCCUCCUCCAGACUUUCUCAACACAAAUAUUUUUGCAUUGUUUGCCUCAUACGUUCAAUAAUAUUAAUUUCACUAAGGAGGCUUUAAGAUUCUCUCAUCUUUGCAGGAAAAAUGUCAAUUCAUUAUUAUAUCCAGUGUCGUAGCUGUAUUGGUCCCAGGAUAUUAGAGAGACAAGAUGGGUGAGGUAAUAUCCUUUAUUGGAGCAACUUCUGUUGGUGAGAGAAACAACUUUUGAAUUUACGCAAAACUCUUCUUCUAGGAAACUUACUCAGAGUGUCACCGCUGAAUACAAGGUGGAACAGAGAGUUUAGCCUAAGUAGUUUCAUAUUUCAAGGGGCCCUUCAAGGUGAAGUGGCCUAUUAAAACCCCUCCAGUCAUGGGGGGCGGGGAAGGGAGGAGAAGAAGGAGGGGGAAGUUAGUGGGUUAUAUAUUGUAGUAAUAAGCCACAAAUCUAGUGCUCUAUUCAGUCCAUGAUUUUUAUUGUCUAGAAAAAUUAUGUAUUUAAGCUUCCAGGCUCAUCAUUUGAAGGUGUUGUACAGGUUUCAUUGGAGGAUGAAGACUGAGAGAUCAGAUAUAGAGAGCGCUUUGUGAAAAGUUUCUGCUAACAAGUGAUAGUGUUUUUGUCUUUUAUCAGUUUUGUGUGUGAGUUCAUUCAAGAGCAUAGUGAUUGUCUCGUUUAAUGCCCCAAUAACAUCUAUGUAGGUGAAAUGAGACAAUCACUAUCCUCUUGAAUGAACUCACACAGAAAAAUAAAGACAAAAACAUCAUAUUACCUGUGGGUGAACACUUUGUGGGGAAAAAAAAGUGAUCACUGCAUAUCUCACCUCUCAGUACUCCUCCUCAAAGGAAACCUGCACAAGAUGAGUCUGGGAGUUUAAAUUCAUAACUGUGCUAGACACUAAAAAUCAUGGACUGAAUAGAGACAUUGGAGUUAUGGCAUUUAUAGAUUUACAAUAACCUAUAAUCAACUAACACCGCCCUUCAGCUUUCAUGGAAAGGUGUUAAUGGGCCACUUCACCUUGAAUGGUCCCUUAGAAUAUGUGUUAACUACUUAUGCUAAACAACCUGUUCCACCUUUUAUUUAGCUGUGAUACUCUGAGUACAUUUCCCAAACCUGAAGGAACUGUAAGCUCAAAAGCUUGUCCUCACCAACAGUUGGUCCAAUAAAAGAUAUUACCUCACCCACCUUGUCAGCUCAUUAUUAUUCUGUUACUCUUUUCAUUCCAUGUAGAGUGAAUUUCUCAUGAAGAUGCCUGGAAUCAAGCUUUUAAUUUAUUUAAUAUGAAAGGCCUUCAGCAGGAAGGAACUAUGUUUUUCAAAGAAUUUCUGCAGCUGUUUCUUCACCAUCAUGUACUUUUUUUCCCCAUCUCCAAACAGUAUGUCUGUGGACAGGUAGGGGAGAAAUGAAGGACACAAGUAAAAUAUUGUUAGAACAAUUAGCAGUAAAUAUCUUUAUCUAAAUUUACUGGAAAAGAAGGCGGCAAAUGGACAAUAUGAAAUGUUGAAAUGCUUCUGGCUGUCCUAAAGAAGUUGAUGUUUGUGUCAUUUUAAAAGGUCGUCUGAUUGCAGCUUGAUAUCAGAAACAGCCUUGUGACAAAGAGUCUCAUAGCAAUUGUUUGGUCACUAAAGUUUAAAAUGUAAACAAGUUGCAGUGGGAAGGCGAAGGUGAGGCAGUGCAUUCUGAAGCCAGUGAAUCACAGCUUGUAAACAUAACCGAUUUUGAAAUAACUGCACGGUAGCAAGGUCUAGCAGUCUCUACACCCCUCUGACUGUUCACACCCCCGACACACAAAUGUGUUUAACAUGCCAUACAUUGGGGGGGGUAAAUAACCUACAAUUAAAUACAUUAACUGCUUAAAGGGAACAUACAAACUUGCACUGCUGUAUCCUCUAUCGUGAUAUUAGCUAGAAGACUAGCUAAUAUGCAAAAAAAGCCCAGUCCAGUUUGCUUCUGCAGAUACAUUGCUUUUAAAGAAUGUGGUGGAUGGGGAUGCUUGAGAAGAAUAGUCAUUUCACAUACAGUCCCCAGCAUCAAUAGAAACGUACACUAAUGCUUUUAAGUGCUGGAGCACUUGAGGACAGCAUUCCAGGGGUGGGUAACCAGGUUGGUGUUUGUACUUUCCCUUUAAAUAGGAAGAGUUAGCUCACAUGUUCCUCAUUCUUCUCAAUGAAUGUACUGUAUUACCAUUUUAAAAAAAUCAAUGAAAUGAUAAUAGAUUGGUCUCCUUUUGUUAUCUGGUCCUUGUUUAAUUUGUUUAAGGGUUUUUGUAUACAAAAGUUUACAUUUUUAUGUAUAUUUUUCUUGUGUAAAAACUGAUGUAAUAUGUGUAUAAAACACUGUAUGUAUUAUCUGUAUAUAGUGUGACAAAAUGAUUUUCUUUCUUUCUUUUGGAUGUAUUAAUAAAUCUUGCUGUGAAGUA
Malaclemys terrapin pileata is the source of this 16426-nucleotide messenger RNA. It is a transcript of the gene INO80D, whose product is annotated as INO80 complex subunit D. Gene Ontology annotation, cellular component: nucleus. Lineage: Eukaryota; Metazoa; Chordata; Testudines; Emydidae. The record is from RefSeq and is a predicted model, not a curated record. Bases 202 to 3294 code for a protein of 1030 amino acids. The transcript is spliced from 11 exons.